AUGUCGGACCAAGGCUCUGAAACAGAUGCCUCACAUCCGCCUAAACUCGGGGGCCAGGAUCCAUUUCUCGAAACCAACGAGGGCUAUGCUCCGUUGAAUGGUCGGAACUCACCUCGACCGUUGACGCCCCAGGGUUCUGAACCACAGAUGCCCGUUGGAGCUCAGGGUAUGUCGCCGUACGGUGUCUCUCACGCACCGGAGUCAUCAGAGUUCCUACUCCCUCCAAAGCUGCGACCCACACCCCGGGAUGAUCAGGAUCGAUCCGGGUCUCCUGAUCGCUGGUCUGCGCGUUCUGCGGCGCGGUCGAGUGUCAGCUCGAUGAGUCGGGAUAGUCGGUUUCAUUUCAAUCCGUUUGAUGAUUACUCGCGGGCACCGAGUCGGACCGGAAGCGACGAGUAUGAUGUUAACACGCAGACUGUUUCGGAAAAGUUUAAUAUCAUGCCGACGGAUGGGUUGUUGCUUUUUCCUGAGGACGUGGAGAAGGAUGAUUAUCUGCAUAAUCCCGAUCCCGCGGACCAGGACCGUGAGUGUGAUGUUUGUAAUCGUCGAGGUGUGUUGAAUAUUGGUGGGUUGGCCUUGUUGACGGUGGGAAUUUUGGUGCUCUUCAUUGGGUACCCGGUCAUAUCUUGGGUCGAGGGCAUUCUCAAACCGACUCAUCCUUGCAAGGAUGGAGACUUUCCCUGCUUGGAUGUUGGGGACAUGCCUUUGUUGGAGAAUAUUCGGAGAGGAUUGAUUGAUCCGGAUACACCUGAAGAGGCAAUGACCAAGAAGAAUGUGGAUGGCAAGGAGUGGAAGCUCGUGUUCUCGGACGAGUUCAAUCUGCCCGGUCGAACAUUUUACGAUGAUGACGACCCCUUUUUCCAAGCGGUGGAUCUAUGGUAUGGUGUGACCAUGGACAAAGAGUGGUACGAUCCCGAUGCAGUCACCACGAACGAAGGCGUCAUGGAAAUCCGAUUCGACAACUUCAAGAAUCACGGCCUGCAAUACCGAUCCGGCAUGGUCCAAAGCUGGAACAAACUUUGCUUCAAGGGUGGUCGUCUCGAAGCAAGUCUUUCUCUCCCCGGUGACGGACACAUCCAGGGUUUCUGGCCUGGUUUCUGGGCCAUGGGCAACCUGGGUCGUCCCGGUCAUGCUGCAACUACAGAUGGAAUGUGGCCAUACAGUUACCAUGACGGUUGUGACGCUGGAAUCACUCCCAACCAAAGUUCUCCCGAUGGCAUCAACUUUCUUCCUGGCAUGCGACUUCCUGGCUGCGCUUGUCCCGGGUCUGAUCAUCCCAGCCCUGGCCACGCUCGCAGUGCCCCGGAAAUCGAUGUCAUUGAAGGUAGCACAGCUCCAUUGAACGGCGACGGUCCAUACAUUGGUAUGGCCUCGCAGUCUCUACAAGCGGCUCCAUUUGAUCUCUGGUACAUGCCAGAUUACGACUACACUGCCGUCUACGAUCCGCGCAUCACCCAAAUAAACUCCUACCGUGGCGGCAUCUACCAACAAGCCAUGUCAGGCCUGUCAAACCUAAACAGCCGCUGGUACAACGGCACAGAAUACCAGACCUUCGCCUUCGAAUACACCCCCGGCGCCACGGGAAAUGUAACCUGGUUCAUCGGCGCCGACAAAACCUGGACGCUGGACGGACGCGCCAUCGGUCCCAAUGGUAACAUCGGACAACGCAUGAUCCCGCUCGAACCAAUGAGUAUAGUCAUGAAUCUGGGUAUGGCAGAUAACUUUGCGCCGCAGAAUAAAAGUAUCCGCGAGUAUAUGCCUGCGUAUUUGCGGGUUGAUUAUAUCCGGAUUUAUCAGGAUCCGGAUGAGAUUAGCGUUACGUGUGAUCCGCCUGGGUUUGAGACUACGGGGUAUAUUGAUGCGCAUCGGAGGGCGUAUGAUAAUCAUAAUCUGACGACUUGGGAGGAUGCUGGUUACCGCUGGCCGAAGAAUAGCUAUAUGCAUGGCUGUUAA
This is a messenger RNA of Penicillium cataractarum, 1953 nucleotides long. RefSeq names its product SKN1/KRE6 family beta-glucan synthesis-associated protein. Gene Ontology annotation, cellular component: endoplasmic reticulum membrane; plasma membrane. The record is from RefSeq and is a predicted model, not a curated record. Gene Ontology annotation, molecular function: glucosidase activity. Gene Ontology annotation, biological process: (1->6)-beta-D-glucan biosynthetic process; fungal-type cell wall organization. The transcript has 7 exons. Bases 1 to 1953 code for a protein of 650 amino acids. NCBI's taxonomy places the organism in Eukaryota, Fungi, Ascomycota, Eurotiomycetes, Eurotiales, Aspergillaceae.